Messenger RNA from Athalia rosae (coleseed sawfly), 2358 nucleotides. Its product is annotated as protein ecdysoneless. The record is from RefSeq and is a predicted model, not a curated record. Gene Ontology annotation, cellular component: nucleus. NCBI's taxonomy places the organism in Eukaryota, Metazoa, Arthropoda, Insecta, Hymenoptera, Athaliidae. The transcript has 5 exons. The coding region runs from base 231 to 2099 and encodes 622 amino acids.
CUGUAACGGAAAUUGCUAAUUAUUGUUGCUUAAAAACCAAACCGAACCAAUGACAACGGAAAUUGGGAAAAUUGAACACUGAAAAGUUCGGUUGGUGUCUUAGGUCAGUGGAUCCUUUUUGGUGUGCUAGAGCAGUGAAGAUGAAUCCGGAUAUAAUAAAUUGCUUCAUGUUUUAAAAUAAUCGAGGAUUACAGCAUAUUUAUUAAACUAUAUAAUAAAAGUUGUGAAUCAUGCUGCCGUCAACACAGCGUAUAAGUGAUGAUUUCGUUGAAUGUUUUUUCUUUCCGCGUUUUUGUUAUCAAUCAAAAGAAGACGUGUCCGAGGAACUAUUAACCUCUGAAGUUGUGAGAUUUAACAAUGUCAUUGAAGAAUAUACAAAACACUACAUGUGGCACAGAGAUUCUCUCGUUUUUUACCCUAGAACGAAACAUAUCAUGUUUCUGCAAAAACAACUCGAAAGUUCAAUCGAAUUGGAAGGUCAAGAUUUACCACCACAUAUCUAUGUGGGUCUCCGCUAUGAUGAAGAUGUCGGGGAUGAGUGGUUUCUGGUUUUUCUGGUCAUGGAGUUGACAAAAGCUUUCAAAGGAUUGAUCGUCAAAUUGGUAGAUUCUGAUGGGGAGUUUUUGCUGAUCGAAGCUGCUGAUGUUUUGCCAAAUUGGGCCAGUCCUCAGACCUGUCAGGAUCGUGUGUUCAUAUUCAAUGGAGAAGUACACGUUGUUCAAGGGAAGGACAAAACUUAUUUACAGAUGCUGCAGCAGAUUCAAGACAAGCCAGAAAUUUCUAGGAUGGACGAUCCGGUACAGGCUGCUAUUUCCAAAAAAAUUUCAAUUUACCCAGAUGAAAUAAGUAAGAAAAUGCACAAGGCCAGGGUCUUCUUACCAGAAAGGGCUAUUGCUAUAUUAAAUCAAGAGCCGGGGUUGAUUGCGGCUGCGGUGAGGUCUGUCUGUCAUUCGGAUCCCCUUGAGAGAAAGGUUUGUCAAGCCAUGCGAUACUUUCCUCCCGAACAAAGGGCCAUGGUUAAUAUCAAAAUGACGAAAUGCUUGUACGCUAUGGCGUGUCAUUGUCGAUAUGCUGGUGAUCCAAGAACUGGUUGGAAUUUGCCAUUGCCUGACGAUCCUCGGCAUGGCCCCCAUUUAUUAGGGAUAAAGAUAUCCUGUGGUUUAGAAAUGCUCAUAGCCCGAUCCAAUCGUAAACAUAAGGAGGCCAAAGGAGCUGACACUGCAACUUUAAGCGACAAUGAAUUUGGAAAUGGUUGGGCUGCAUAUUUAAAACGAUUGAAUUCGCAUGGAUACUUCAGGAAUCUUUUGUCUGGAAGCCAGGAAUAUAACCAAUUACUCCAAACAGCCAAGGAGUAUUUCCACGCUAAUUCGAUAGGGUCCUCUCUGGUAGAUGAUCAGCAUGAGAUUCAUCGAGUACAAUCAGCAUGGCGUAACGCACAACAUUGUGACAUCGAAUCAUUGAACAGCGGACGAUUGAGCCCUGCAGAUGGCGACGACUGGCUCAACAUAGAUCCAGAGCAGUUGCAGUCAAUGCUGAACCAACAAUGGCCACUAAACGAUCAAGUACACAAACAACACCAGCCAACACUUGAAGAAAAAGUAAAAGAGUUUCUUUCAAAGUCUAGCGACGUGGAUGGGGUCCAGUUUCUGGGGCACCAGUCAAAGUCGCAUGGAGAUAAUAAUGAAUCCAAGAUGAAUACAGACGUUGAUGAUUCUAGGAUUGACUUCAGUGCGGAUGCGUUUGACUCUGCUCUACGUGGAAUUUUGGAUCUAGUUGUUCCAGAUGAAAAUGACUUCGAUAGCAGCUCAGAAGGUUCCUUGGGUGGCAGCGAGGAAGACAAAGGCGGUGAGCUUGACAAGUAUAUGCGGAUACUUGAUUCUCAAUUGGAAUUGGAUUUGCAUCUCAACAGUUUGAGAUGCAAUGUGAAUGGAGACUCUGGUGCCGUGGGCUCUGAGAUAGAGGCAAACUUACGAGAAAGUGCUGAAGGAGAAUCAGGCGGGGCAGGCCCUGUUGGAAAUAUUCUUGGCGGACCAGUCCGCCGGCUCAUGCAUUUACAACUGCAAUCACCUUCAACUGUUCCACCUGACUUACAAAGUUAAUUAACCAUUCUUAUUAUUUUUAUUUAUUAUUUGACAUAAACCAUGGUAAAAGUCAAAUUUUUCAUACGACAUCCAUUGUCAGCACAAGCUGGCACAACAUACUUAGUAUAUUAACCGUCAUUUUUUUUUUGUACACUGUUUACAAUGAAAACACUUACAUACAAGUGAACUUUUUCUAUAAUUUCGUGAGCAUAUUUUAUCCAAUUGCCCAUUUUACUGAUAUCCAAUGAUAUGAAAUACAGUAGAGCUUAUCAAGCUA